This is a messenger RNA of Trypanosoma grayi, 210 nucleotides long. RefSeq names its product putative protein kinase A catalytic subunit isoform 2. Gene Ontology annotation, cellular component: cAMP-dependent protein kinase complex. The record is from RefSeq and is a predicted model, not a curated record. The coding region runs from base 1 to 210 and encodes 69 amino acids. NCBI's taxonomy places the organism in Eukaryota, Euglenozoa, Kinetoplastea, Trypanosomatida, Trypanosomatidae. Gene Ontology annotation, molecular function: ATP binding; cAMP-dependent protein kinase activity. Gene Ontology annotation, biological process: signal transduction; peptidyl-serine phosphorylation. The transcript has a single exon.
AUGAAGGGUGGCGUAGAAGAGGUGAAGAGCCACCCGUACUUCCAGGGUGCCAACUGGGAUAAACUCUACGCGCGUCACUACCCCGCCCCAAUUCCUGUAAAGACGAGAAACGCCGGCGACACGAGUAACUUUGAGCGGUACCCAGAAAGUCAGGAUGACUGUUUGGCUCCGCUGACCGCCGCGCAACAAGCUGAGUUUCGGUUAUUCUAG